UCAACAGAAAGCACACACACAGCUUCAAAUACAACAAAACAACCUUGUCAUCCAGCUACUUCCCAAAGCUUUCUUCUAGCAUAACCAAUUCUACUUCAUUGCAAAUACUGCAUUGAAAAUACCAGAUUAAUUACCAUCCUGCUCCUGCUCCUGCUCCUACUUUGACUCUGAUCAUUGUUUUGGACGCGUCUUUCCUCAACUUGUCGCAUCUGCUCAGCAUCGUCUGCAGCUUCACUUUUUUCCACACCUCUCUUCUCCUACUGUCACUGAACUGCUCACCUACACUUACGCGCUUCUUAACGCGUUUAUUAAUGCUACACAUCACUAUACCGCCCUAAUUGGCAUCUUAGUUUACCCAUAUCCUUCGGUUCCAUCCUAAUCGCGUUUAACGCGUGACGGAUCACAUGGAGUCGAAGACGAGCAGAUAUCAGUCUCGCAUCCUUAGGGAGAUGCAUCAAAAUACCGAGAAUCCUUUCAAUUCACCACCUUCUUCUACUGGUUCCCACGGAACCGUCACACUUACCUCAAAUAUUACUGGUCCUCAAGGCGAAUCGACGCGACGAAUGGAUGACCUAUCUAUUAACCUACCAAGCCAAGCUGCCAUGCGCAGCUCCAAGGGCCCUCAACCAUCCUCCCUUAACAUCAACACUUCUGUACUAGGACGAACCUUCCCCGAAUGGAGCCGCUGGAAUCCUAACGGACACGAAGACGAGAAGGAGAUGUGGGAAACUGCUAGCGACAACCUCCCAAUCUCCAAGGGAGAGGAGAAUAUAACGCCACUUGGAAGCCCUAACUCGUCGGUGGUCGCUACCCCUAGAGCGGAAGAAACAGAUAGAGAUAAGGUUGGGGCUGCAAAAGCAAAAAACACAGCCAAGGAUCGAAUAACAGCGGCAGAACGAGGCUCUCUCCGAACAAGGGCUCAGAUGCAACCACGAGUCGAAGACGGGUCCGAGUGCUCAUUAGAUUUCUCUGAACCUCUUGUACAGCCGCGGCGAGAUUCAGAAGAGCAAGGAAAUCAUCCACAGCUGUCGGCUUCCAAUGUCGCAAAAAAGGCCAAGCCUCGACGUGGCAAUGUCACAGCCCUACUCGAGACGCUCAAGACGGCCCAGACUAAACAGGCUGAGGCCAAGGAACAGCCGUCCAAACAGGUCUCCCCCAAGUCACAACCAUCAGCACAGCUCCAAAAUGUUGCCAAGGCCCAUACGGAGCGACAGCCGGACAUGGAUCAUGUGGCCAGUCCUACCACACCUAAUCAGACUGCCCGCUCGUUCUUUAUACCUAAUCUUUCCUAUAUGAACGACUUCCUAUCAGGUGCUCUGAAGCUGUCCUCCCUCCGAAAUGGCAUGCCUGUCUUCGUCAAACAUGGCAAAGUCCAUGACCGCGAAUCCAUGCUAUACACGGAUCAUCAUGCUGAUAUUGAAGCGCUCUCGAUUCCCGAGGAUGAAGAGAAGAUUUUCGUCUCUCUGGAUAAGAUCAAGGAUGAAGUUUACGCUUUGAAAGAGCAUGAUGAGUUUGUUUCGAAGCAGGCCGAACAACUUCAGGAAGAAGUCGAAGAACUCCACGUGCAGAUCGCGAAAUACAAGUCUCGGAAAGAUAGUGCUAUGGGCUCCGACUCGGAGAGUUCAAUAAUAGACUAUCUCAGCGCACAGAAGCAUCAAUUGGAAGAACAAGUCAGCUCUCUCCAGGCCCGACUAGAUAAGGCAAACCGGAAGAUUAGUAUCAACGAAAUUCAUACCGAAUCAUACAUCGCCGAGCGCGAUGAGGCUCUUAAAACUUCGACCGAACACUCGGAUAAGAUCAAGCAGCUUCAAUCCGAACUUGACAUGGCUCGCCGGCAACUCAAAUCGCUGCGCGAUGACAAACCCCGAGACGACAAUACGCUUGAGAUUGAGAUUAUGUCCCUACGCAAAGAUAACAGCUCAAUCCGACAGAAGUGGAAAUCCUUAUUGGAGGAAAACCAAUCUCUUCGGGAACACAAUGGAGAUAUUUCCCGACAGAACGAGUUGCUAAAUCAAGAGUUGAAGGAAACUAAGACAGAGUUGGAGGCACUUCGACGCGAGCACCAGCUGCUUUCAGAGGAGAAGAACGUGCUCAAGCAAGACAAUCUGAGCCUUGAGCGUCAUAACGAUGAAUUCUUCAACGACAACAAAGUUCUCAAGCAGCAGAACUCCUUACUUGAUCGACGAACGCACGACCUACAAAAUAAUCUUGCUCGAUUACAGAAGUUACUCGAUGCUACCAACGCAGAGACGGGUGAAGUGUCUGUUGACUUCAAAGACAUCAAGUAUCGACUCGAGGUGCAAAACCGCGAGCUUUCUAAGGAGAACGCCGAGCUUCAGCAACAGAUUAUUGAUCUAGAAGCGGAUUUUGCAUCCAGACGAGUGGCUUUAGAGCAAGAGAAACGUCGGCUGGGUCGCGCAAAUGCGCGUUACAAGGAGCAAUUCAACCAAAUCAGCGAACGAUUUGAGCAGAUUGUGAAGGAAAGCAAAGACGAAGCUGCCAUGUACGAGGAGCAGCAGACAGCCUUGACGCAGCAGUUAGAGCUCAUUGCCGACAAGGAGUCAGCUCUGGCAGACAAGCUGAAGAAGAGUGCUCUUCACGAAGCCAAGCUUCAGUCUGAACUCGAGCGGAGGACGGACGCUAUUAACGAGGCUCGUCAAAUUACUCAGGAAAUCAAGGACUUCAUGAGUACUGUAAACAAGAAGAAGCAUGCGAAGACGACGACGCGCAUCGCUGAACCAAAGGGCAAGUCGGUUGUUAGUGAGACAACAGCUAGAAGCACCACGUCUCAAACCGAUAUUCCCAUGCAGGAUGACUAUACGCAGCAGAUCGACCUUACACAGGGGUCUGACUUUGCAAGCAUUUUCACACAAGGCGAAAUGCCUAAACUACGGGAUGCUCUCCGUCAAGUUCGAAAUGACAACCGACAAGGCGACUCGAGCGACGAGGAAUCAUUUUUUGACGAUGACGAUAUCAGUGAACCGGCCAGCCCAAGUCUACCACCGCUGUUUGUGCCCAAUACUCGACAGCGGUCCGUUAGCUCACACAAGGCUGUCUCUGGAACAUCUAAGGGACGAACAGAGACAGGUAAAUCCCAGCCUGUUGGAAUACUUAAAGAAUCUCAACCUUCUCGCCUGAACUCUCAGAAACAGAAAACCAAGCAUGCCGCGAACGAAACAGGAUCCAAAGAUGUGCAGCAGCGCAAUAAGACUACCGAUUCCGUUUCUGGUGCACGAAAGACGAAGUCCGAGGAGGCUAAUACUCGAAAAGUUUCGUUUGGCCGACCAGCCUUGCAAGGAGCAAAGGAAUCUCGACCAACUUUAGAGACUGACCUUACGGGACGAUUGAGUGUUAAAUCGGGUAUGAGCAUUCAGAGCGAAAUUUCAGAGAUGGAUAAGUUCCAACGUCGCAACUCGGACAGUGCACGCUUCGAUAUCGAUUCAGAUCAUGAAGAUAAUAUGACCUCGGCUUUGUUCAUAGAUGAUAUCACACUUGGACAGAAAAAGAUGACAGAGAAACAAAAUACGAAGACAGCCAAGAACGAGCUUUCCAAGGACGCCAAGCGUGUUCUCGACAACCUUUGCCAUGAUCAUGAUUGCGGCAACUGCAUUGUCUGCUCACGAAUCAACUCUCGCGGACCCGGCCAGAAGCCUAUCCGCGCAAAGAAGCCAAUUCCCGUUACAGACCGAGGUGUAGAGAAGCAAGAUUACGAAGAUCAGCUUACAAUGCGCCCAUCGCAAGACCCGGCCAUGGCUUUGGCCAAGGUUAUCAGGUCUCUGGAGGACGAAGAACAACAUCUCAAAGAAGCUUUCAACAAGAGAGCUGUAGAAUUCGACAAGUGCGACCCGUCCGUCAACCGUAAGACGUGGAAGCGAUUGGGGUUUGAGAUUGACAGAAUCCGAAAAGUAAGAGACCUAAAGAGAGAUCAAAUCUACUAUCUCUAUGAUGCUCUUGAAGGACAGAAGGCGAGCGGGCAGGAGAUGACGGCAGAGUUCGUCGAGUACACCAUACACGGUGCAAUGAGCAAGGAUCAUUCAUGGAACGGCGUCCUUGAUAUCUGAAGGAGGAGUUGGGGGAAGGGGGAGUAUCCGGGGCUUUGUGUUAAUUAAGUGACCAGAAUGGUAAAAUAUCGGAAGGGAUUUGGUGGUCCAUGGUCAUUGGAGUUUUACGGUCUGAUUAAAUCACGAGCCUCAUGCAUGGUUAGGUGUAUAAAAGGGAGUCUGCAUUCAAUGCAUUCAUUGUAUUAUUACGAGCCUACUGCAAAGGUCACCUAGGUUACGCGCAUCCAUAUGAAGGGCGCCGCUAUAUUGCAUAAUGGAAGAAAUUAUGGGACAAG
Messenger RNA from Daldinia caldariorum, 4336 nucleotides. RefSeq lists its product as uncharacterized. The coding region runs from base 405 to 4061 and encodes 1218 amino acids. The record is from RefSeq and is a predicted model, not a curated record. Lineage: Eukaryota; Fungi; Ascomycota; Sordariomycetes; Xylariales; Hypoxylaceae. The transcript has 3 exons. Gene Ontology annotation, molecular function: microtubule binding.